Messenger RNA from Callithrix jacchus (white-tufted-ear marmoset), 14094 nucleotides. It is a transcript of the gene TRPM3, whose product is annotated as transient receptor potential cation channel subfamily M member 3. Lineage: Eukaryota; Metazoa; Chordata; Mammalia; Primates; Cebidae. Gene Ontology annotation, biological process: metal ion transport; monoatomic cation transmembrane transport; protein tetramerization. The record is from RefSeq and is a predicted model, not a curated record. Gene Ontology annotation, molecular function: monoatomic cation channel activity. Gene Ontology annotation, cellular component: plasma membrane.
UAAGCAACUAAAGGAAAAAGUAAAUAUUUUCUUCAAUGAAUAAUACGCUGACUUUUAAAUUCUACCCCCUAGUUGGUAUUUGGUUUUCAUACCUGUGUAAUUUUGUAAACUAAGCAUAAUCGUUUUGAUUUAUUUUUGUGAGGGGGAGGAAUCUGGACUGAAUUAUGGUAUUUCCAUGAAUGUCACUAAUAAUUUCAAAUCCAUGAACUUAGAUAAGGAGUGAGAAAAGGCAAAAUGGAGCCUGUGGUUUUCUCAUUAAAUGGCAUUGUGUGUUGCAAACAUGGUUUAGAGUCUUGUUUUGUUUAAUAUGGGUGUGUGAUUUCUAGACACAGAGGGUUGUUUAAAAAGAUAGGAUAUAUGCCCUGUGAGUCUCUUUUACUUCAAAUGGCAGGAUUAAUAUUCAUGUAACAGUACACACGGUGCACAGCUGUGGGAUUUUAGAGUUCUGUUUUCCAUUCCCAUAAACUAGCCAGUUUUAGGACCUCUGCUUAAUCACACUGACCACUGCAACUCAGAUUAUGAAUUUUACAACUAAUGCCACAACGCCAAUUUUCCUACAGCAUUUCUCACCCUCUUCCCUUCACUCUGAAUCCCCCUUCCCCUUUGCCUCCUGGCAAUAUUCAAAUAGGACAGAGAAUGCUUGAUUUCAGAAAGAAAUGAAAAUACAUCUGUUGCCAUUGCAACAGAUAAGCAACCAGACGGCCCUUUUCAACUGGGAGCAAUUUUAGGCAUUAUUCCCUUUAAUGGUGAGUAAAUGGUUAUUUUUUUAGUUUUUGUUAAUUUGUGAUGCCCCCAACUGCUCUCUCUCAUCUGAUCAAGGGCAUUCCUGAACAUGCGGACACCCCAGUCUGGGAAAAUAAGUGACACAAAACUGAUGAGGGUCUGCCAGCUGUCCUAAUGAGCAGAAGGCAAAAACAUGAAAGAGCAACAAGGUGCAGGGGUCACAGAAUACACAACACAGAGGAGCUCCACCACGAAUCUGUCUCAUGUCAUCCUUGCUGCUUAACCGCCCAGGGUGAGUGAAUACUCCAUUCCUAGCCUGGAGAGAAAAAAUGAGUUGAUGUGAAAAGAAGCAUCAGCCUUCCCUUCCCAAGAGUCCUCCUCUGCCCUACCGCCACAGAACAGGCCCUGGAAGGCACUUAAUUGCUGAUGGGGAUGGCACAGCUAGAAUCACCUUGGGAGCUUUUAAAUAUCCUGAUUCCCAGGCCAGAGACAGGCCAAUUAAAUUAAACUCUGAGGAAUAUCACCAUUUAAAAGAGAGAGAAAGAGAAAAAAGGAUCCAGGUAACUCCAGUGUGCAGCCAAGUCUAAGACCCAGUGGGCCAGUCGGAGCAAGCUGGAGAAGAAAUAAGUGCGGCGUCUGAUGAGGAGAUGAAGCUCCGUUCUCCCCAAGGAUACUAGGAGAGAGUUGUUGUUGCAAAGGGAAGAAAGGGAAGAAAGGCAGCAGGAGGAACAAAGUUGCCCCCUUCCAGUCUUUUUCUAAGUCAACUGGAGUCUCCAUCCACCCAGUGCAGGUAACCCAGGGUCCCACCUGCAGCUCGGGUGCAGGGAGGUGGGUACCCAGGUCUGGGGGAUUGAGGAGGAGUGCGGUGACCGCCAGGAGCACUACCCAGCGGAGCAUCAGUAGCUUCAGGCGUGGGCCCUGCACUCCCCAGAGAAGGCGGCGGCUGCAGAGUGGAGAGCAAUUUGGGGGCGCAAAAGAAAGCUGGCUCGCGCACAGGUGGCGCUCGCAGCCCCAGCCCACUGUUGAGCCAAUCGCGGGCGCAAGCGCAGCCUGGUGGCGGCGGCGGUAACGGAGCGCCGGGCUCUGGCAGCAGCCGGCAGAGGCAAAGGCGGCGCCAACCGAGAGCCGCGCGCAGGCUGGAGGGAGGCCCGCGGCGAAAAGCCGGCGAGAGUGCUCGGCGCUGGGUGGUUUCCCGGUCGAGGGAGGCGAACUUCUCAUGGGGAAGAAGUGGAGGGAUGCAGCGGAAAUGGAGCGGGGCUGCUCGGACCGCGAGGACAGCGCGGAGAGCCGCAGGCGCAGCCGGAGCGCCAGCCGGGGCAGGUUUGCCGAGUCGUGGAAAAGGUUAAGUUCCAAGCAGGGGUCCACCAAGCGCUCGGGACUCCAGUCUCAGCAGACGCCGGCUCAGAAAUCCUGGAUAGAAAGAGCAUUUUAUAAAAGAGAAUGUGUCCACAUCAUACCCAGCACCAAAGACCCCCAUAGGUGUUGCUGUGGGCGUCUGAUAGGCCAGCAUGUUGGCCUCACUCCCAGUAUCUCUGUGCUUCAGAAUGAGAAAAAUGAAAGCCGCCUCUCCCGAAAUGACAUCCAGUCCGAAAAGUGGUCCAUCAGCAAACACACUCAACUCAGCCCUACCGAUGCUUUUGGGACCAUUGAGUUCCAAGGAGGCGGCCAUUCCAACAAAGCCAUGUAUGUGCGAGUAUCUUUUGAUACAAAACCUGAUCUCCUCUUACACCUGAUGACCAAGGAAUGGCAAUUGGAGCUUCCCAAGCUUCUCAUCUCUGUCCAUGGGGGCCUGCAGAACUUUGAACUGCAGCCAAAACUCAAGCAAGUCUUUGGGAAAGGGCUCAUCAAAGCAGCUAUGACAACUGGAGCGUGGAUAUUCACUGGAGGAGUUAACACAGGUGUUAUUCGUCAUGUUGGAGACGCCUUGAAGGAUCAUGCAUCUAAGUCUCGAGGAAAGAUAUGCACCAUAGGUAUUGCCCCUUGGGGAAUUGUGGAAAACCAGGAAGAUCUCAUUGGAAGAGAUGUUGUCCGGCCAUACCAGACCAUGUCCAAUCCCAUGAGCAAGCUCACUGUUCUCAACAGCAUGCAUUCCCACUUCAUUCUGGCUGACAAUGGGACCACUGGAAAAUAUGGAGCAGAGGUGAAACUUCGGAGACAACUGGAAAAGCAUAUUUCACUCCAGAAGAUAAACACAAGAAUCGGUCAAGGUGUCCCCGUGGUGGCGCUCAUAGUGGAAGGAGGACCCAAUGUGAUCUCGAUUGUUUUGGAGUACCUUCGAGACACCCCUCCCGUGCCGGUGGUUGUCUGUGAUGGGAGUGGACGGGCAUCUGACAUCCUGGCCUUUGGGCAUAAAUACUCAGAAGAAGGCGGACUGAUAAAUGAAUCUUUGAGGGACCAGCUGUUGGUGACCAUACAGAAGACUUUCACAUACACUCGAACCCAAGCUCAGCAUCUGUUCAUCAUCCUCAUGGAGUGCAUGAAGAAGAAGGAAUUGAUUACGGUAUUUCGGAUGGGAUCAGAAGGACAUCAGGACAUUGAUUUAGCUAUCCUGACAGCUUUACUCAAAGGAGCCAAUGCCUCGGCCCCAGACCAACUGAGCUUAGCGUUAGCCUGGAACAGAGUCGACAUCGCUCGCAGCCAGAUCUUUAUUUAUGGGCAACAGUGGCCGGUGGGAUCUCUGGAGCAAGCCAUGUUGGAUGCCUUAGUUCUGGACAGAGUGGAUUUUGUGAAAUUACUCAUAGAGAAUGGAGUAAGCAUGCACCGUUUUCUCACCAUCUCCAGACUAGAAGAAUUGUACAAUACGAGACAUGGGCCCUCAAAUACAUUGUACCACUUGGUCAGGGAUGUGAAAAAGCGAGAGUAUCCAGGUUUCGGUUGGAUCUAUUUUAAGGGGAACCUGCCCCCAGACUACAGAAUCAGCCUGAUUGACAUCGGCCUGGUGAUCGAGUACCUGAUGGGCGGGGCUUAUCGCUGCAACUACACGCGCAAGCGCUUCCGGACCCUCUACCAUAACCUCUUCGGCCCCAAGAGGCCCAAAGCCUUGAAACUGCUGGGAAUGGAGGAUGAUAUUCCCCUGAGGCGAGGAAGAAAAACAACCAAGAAACGUGAAGAAGAGGUGGACAUUGACUUGGAUGAUCCUGAGAUUAACCACUUCCCCUUCCCUUUCCACGAGCUCAUGGUGUGGGCUGUCCUCAUGAAGCGGCAGAAGAUGGCCCUGUUCUUCUGGCAGCAUGGUGAGGAGGCCAUGGCCAAGGCCCUGGUGGCCUGUAAGCUCUGCAAAGCCAUGGCUCACGAGGCCUCUGAGAACGACAUGGUUGACGACAUUUCCCAGGAGCUGAAUCACAAUUCCAGAGACUUCGGCCAGCUGGCUGUGGAGCUCUUGGACCAGUCCUACAAGCAGGAUGAACAGCUGGCCAUGAAAUUGCUGACGUAUGAGCUGAAGAACUGGAGCAACGCCACGUGCCUGCAGCUUGCCGUGGCUGCCAAACACCGCGACUUCAUCGCUCACACGUGCAGCCAGAUGCUGCUCACUGACAUGUGGAUGGGCCGGCUGCGCAUGCGCAAGAACUCAGGCCUCAAGGUAAUUCUGGGAAUUCUACUUCCUCCUUCAAUUCUCAGCUUGGAGUUCAAGAACAAAGACGACAUGCCCUACAUGUCUCAGGCCCAGGAAAUCCAGCUCCAAGAGAAGGAGGCGGAAGAACCAGAGAAGCCCAUGAAGGAAAAAGAUGAAGAGGACAUGGAGCUCACAGCAAUGCUGGGACGAAACAACGGGGAGUCCUCCAGGAAGAAGGAUGAAGAGGAAGUUCAGAGCAGGCACCGGUUAAUCCCCCUCGGCAGGAAAAUCUAUGAAUUCUACAAUGCACCCAUCGUGAAGUUCUGGUUCUACACACUGGCGUAUAUCGGAUACCUGAUGCUUUUCAACUAUAUCGUGUUAGUGAAGAUGGAACGCUGGCCGUCCACCCAGGAAUGGAUCGUCAUCUCCUAUAUUUUCACCCUGGGAAUAGAAAAGAUGAGAGAGAUUCUGAUGUCAGAGCCAGGGAAGUUGCUGCAGAAAGUGAAGGUGUGGCUGCAGGAGUACUGGAAUGUCACGGACCUCAUUGCCAUCCUUCUGUUCUCUGUCGGAAUGAUCCUUCGUCUCCAAGACCAGCCCUUCAGGAGUGAUGGGAGGGUCAUCUACUGUGUGAACAUCAUUUACUGGUACAUCCGUCUCCUGGACAUCUUUGGCGUGAACAAGUAUUUGGGCCCAUAUGUAAUGAUGAUUGGAAAAAUGAUGAUAGACAUGAUGUACUUUGUCAUCAUUAUGCUGGUGGUGCUGAUGAGCUUUGGGGUCGCCAGGCAAGCCAUUCUUUUUCCCAAUGAGGAACCAUCAUGGAAACUGGCCAAGAACAUCUUCUACAUGCCCUAUUGGAUGAUUUAUGGGGAAGUGUUUGCGGACCAGAUAGACCGUAAGCAAGUUUAUGAUUCUCAUACACCAAAGUCAGCUCCCUGUGGACAGAAUGAGACCCGAGAGGAUGGUAAAAUAAUCCAGCUUCCUCCUUGCAAGACAGGCGCUUGGAUCGUGCCAGCCAUCAUGGCCUGCUACCUCUUAGUGGCAAACAUCUUGCUGGUCAACCUCCUCAUUGCUGUCUUUAACAAUACAUUUUUUGAAGUAAAAUCAAUAUCCAACCAAGUGUGGAAGUUUCAGAGGUAUCAGCUCAUCAUGACUUUCCAUGAAAGGCCAGUUCUGCCCCCACCACUGAUCAUCUUUAGCCACAUGACCAUGAUAUUCCAGCACCUGUGCUGCCGAUGGAGGAAACAUGAGAGCGACCCGGAUGAAAGGGACUACGGCCUGAAACUCUUCAUAACUGAUGACGAGCUCAAGAAAGUACAUGACUUUGAAGAGCAGUGCAUAGAAGAAUACUUCAGAGAAAAGGAUGAUCGGUUCAAUUCAUCCAAUGAUGAGAGGAUACGGGUGACUUCGGAAAGGGUGGAGAACAUGUCCAUGCGGCUGGAGGAAGUCAACGAGAGGGAGCACUCCAUGAAGGCUUCGCUCCAGACUGUGGACAUCCGGCUGGCGCAGCUAGAAGACCUCAUCGGGCGCAUGGCCACGGCCCUGGAGCGCCUGACAGGUCUGGAGCGGGCUGAGUCCAACAAAAUCCGCUCGAGGACCUCCUCAGAUUGCACGGACGCAGCCUACAUUGUCCGCCAGAGCAGCUUCAACAGCCAGGAAGGGAACACCUUCAAGCUCCAGGAGAGUAUAGACCCUGCAGGUGAGGAGACCAUGUCCCCAACUUCUCCAACCUUAAUGCCCCGUAUGCGAAGCCAUUCUUUCUAUUCAGUCAAUAUGAAAGACAAAGGUGGUAUAGAAAAGUUGGAAAGUAUUUUUAAAGAAAGGUCCCUGAGCCUACACCGGGCUACUAGUUCCCACUCAGUAGCAAAAGAACCCAAAGCUCCUGCAGCCCCUGCCAACACCUUGGCCAUUGUUCCUGACUCCAGAAGACCAUCAUCGUGUAUAGACAUCUAUGUCUCUGCUAUGGAUGAGCUCCACUGUGAUAUAGACCCUCUGGACAAUUCCAUGAAUAUCCUUGGGCUGGGUGAGCCAAGCUUUUCAACUCCAGUACCUUCCACAGCCCCUUCAAGUAGUGCCUAUGCAACUCUUGCACCCACAGACAGACCUCCAAGCCGCAGCAUUGAUUUCGAGGACAUCACCUCCAUGGACGCUAGAUCUUUUUCUUCAGACUAUACCCACCUCCCAGAAUGCCAAAACCCCUGGGACUCAGACCCUCCAAUGUACCACACCAUUGAGCGCUCCAAAAGCAGCCGCUACCUAGCCACUACACCCUUUCUUCUAGAAGAGGCUCCCAUUGUGAAAUCUCAUAGCUUUAUGUUUUCUCCUUCAAGGAGCUAUUAUGCCAACUUCGGGGUGCCUGUGAAAACAGCAGAAUAUACAAGUAUUACAGACUGUAUUGACACGAGAUGUGUCAAUGCCCCUCAAGCAAUUGCAGACAGAGCUGCCUUCCCUGGAGGUCUUGGAGACAAAGUGGAGGACUUAUCUUGCUGCCAUCCCGAGCGAGAAGCAGAACUGAGUCACCCCAGCUCUGACAGUGAGGAGAAUGAGGCCAAAAGCCGCAGAGCCACCAUUGCGAUAUCCUCCCAGGAGGGUGAUAACUCAGACAGAACCCUGUCCAACAACAUCACUGUCCCCAAGAUAGAGCGUGCCAACAGCUACUCAGCAGAGGAGCCAAGCGCACCAUAUGCACACACCAGGAAGAGCUUCUCCAUCAGUGACAAACUCGACAGGCAGCGGAACACAGCAAGCCUGCGAAAUCCCUUCCAGAGAAGUAAGUCCUCCAAGCCGGAGGGCCGAGGGGACAGCCUGUCCUUGAGGAGACUGUCCAGAACAUCAGCUUUCCAAAGCUUUGAAAGCAAGCACCACUAAACCUUCUUAAUAUCCGUCACAGGAGGCUCAAGAAUCCAGCCCUAAAAUUCUCUCCAACUCCAGCUUUUCCCCCAUCCUUGAAUCAUACCUGCUUUAUUCUUAGCUGAGCAAAACAAGCAAUGCUUUGGGAGGUGUUAACUCAAAGGUGACUUCUGGGCCACAGAUCAAGAAAGCAUUUGAUCUGACCCAGUGCCAGACACAGGGGAUUUAAGGCAUGUUCACACUUGCUGGUCAGGGAGGGGGAAGAGAGGUAGAAGGAAGGGUUAGAGAUGAAUGUGUAUAAGCAGUCACGGCAGGAAGCCAUAAGAGAGGGGGAAACAAGGGGCUUCGAGCACGAUCCAUGCCAGGAGGCAUCUGUUGAUUUCUGACCAUUAUUGAGAGUUGUAGGAUGCAGGGCUAAAUUGCGAAAUAAAAUAACAUAGCCAGCGUACAAAAUGAGAUAUUCUAAACUUCCAUUCUGUUUUCUUUUCACAUUGGCUCCAUCACUGGUGACUGAUGAAGAGCAUCCUCUUUAUUCAGUAUAAGCCGGCAGCAAGCAGUUCUACCUAACGUCCCACAUCCUUCUCAUGCCAACACUUCUGUAAUUGAUCAUUAUAAAGAAAAAAACAAGGUAACAGUCAUAGUUCACCUGUCUCUUUAUCUAUUCACUUCUGGUGCCACAACUGUUUAUCCUUUUUGGAAGAAAAUAAGGGAACAGAAAUGCCUUUUUGUAUUGCAAUCGAAAUGAAAGAAGAGUUGAUGUUAAAAGACAAAAGUCAAGUGAUUUAUUAUAUACAGUGGGUGUUCAAGUCUAGUCGAGCAAGCUCAGGAUCAGGAUGAAUGUAAUUAAAUAAUUUUAUAUUUUUUAAUUUAUUUUGUAUCUCACCUGCCAUCAAAGAAUUCAUUCACUGACUAUGUAAUACUGAACUUAAAAAAAAAGGAAAAAAGCAGUGGACGGAACUAGCCUGAAAUUGCCAUGUGGGAUAUUCUGUUCUCACUGUUCAUGUGAUGUGUUGUACUGCUGUGUGACCGUCAUCAUUUGCAUGGCUCCACCAUGUCCUCCUGAACACCUCUAAGACGUAACUGCCAAUUUUUCACACCACUCAUCACAUGACCAUUUUGUAUAUGAAUCUAUGGUUAUAUGUGGAUAUUUUCAUACCUAGAGUUUUGCCAUCUAAUCUGAGCUCAGCAUAAAUUUAAUUGGAGUUUUUUAAGGGCUGGUAUCUUUUCUAUGGAAAUGUUCCAAAGUACUUUUUAAGGAAGUUUCAAAACUAUAAAUAACCUUAGAAUUGACUGGGAAUUUGGUAUCAACCCAAAGCCAUCAGUUGCAAGCAUACCAUGAAUAUUUUUCUUAUAGACAGAGCUAUAAAAAAAGAUACAGUAGACAAAAAUAGAAAGCAAAUAAACCAUAUAAAGAGUUCUAUAGUAUAUACCACUUAUACACAUGUAUAUGCAUUUAUGCAGAGACACAUAUUUAUAUAUAAAAUAAACAGACAUAAAGAGCUUUCUUAAGAGGCUUGGACUUUUCUAUCACCUUGAAGUAUAAUCAAGAUUUUUUUAAAACACAAGAAGUUCCAUUGAAAGAGUUCAUUAUACUAUUAGACCAAAUGUUGAAAUUAUGAUUUUUAAAACUUCUAUGACUUUCUCUCAUAUCAAACUAGAGUUGUCAAAAUGACUCACUCCUUGCCCUCUGCCCAUUUUUGUCCGAAAUCACUCCCUAUUGGGACAUCUUAUUUAUUCUGGCUUUUUCUAAACAAAGUUUUUACACCAAGUACAAUCUGAAUAGACAUGCAACUUUAAACCUGCUAGUGUUACAGACUCUACAGUUUAGGCAUAAGCUUCUAGAACAGAAUCUGGAUUGGAACUGGGAUAAAGAAAUCUUGACUGCAAAUCUUUGGAUUCCUAUUUGGCUCACUGAUGUUUAAAAUAGAAUAAAGCCUUUAAGGAAAACGACCUAUUGUUCCUGGCCUGAGGUACCACCUAAUUCUUUUUUUUAAUUAUAAUUGCAAACACCAAGUUUUACUUCAUUUUGUGAAAUCAAGUAAACAUAUAGAUUAAGUCUCUUCCUUUAAAUGUAAGAUAAAAUAAAAACUCUUCUGAAUAAGCAUUUCAACUCUAAAAAGUGUGAUGAAGUCACAUAUGUAAAGAAUUAAACAAUUCCUUUUUCUCUCCUUGGCAUUUAGGUGAAUUGGUAACAGACACCCAGACUCCCUCAUUUACAGUUGUUCUAGGAACACUUAACAUUUUACUGGGCCCCAUAUUGGCUAUUUCCAUUCCAGCAAACAUGCACAGGGUCUGAGAAUAAAUCAGUUGAUCUUAAACUUCCUUGAGUCAUGAAUCCCUAUGAGGAUCUGAUGAAAACUCUAGGCCCUCUCUCCAGAAAAAAAAAAAAAAAUGUACAUGCAUGCAAAGUUGCAAUAUAACUUGAAAGGGUUCAUGAGCCCCUGGUUCCAUAUUGAUUGAUAAUGAGGAAAAGGAACCAUGUUUGCUUAUAAUUAAUACAGUUAUAAUAGGCACUUUACAUUUGAGACCAUCUCUCUGUGAUUCUCAGGAAGGCCUAAUCUCAGCACUGGAGUUUGAACCAAGAUUAUGUUAUUUUUGUUCUUUAAAUUAGAUGUUGCUAGUUCAAUGCACUUAUAUCCUAACAUGUUGAGGAUUUUAAGUAUCAAGCACAAUCAAAAGCUGAAGCCUCCCUGAAGGGUCUAUAGAGGAAUCGAAGAAGGAGGUGAAACCAUUAUUCAUUGACAUCAAACACACACCUCCAGAGCCUCAUCCUGGGCCUGAUUGGAAGUGAGGGAAAGGCAUUUUGAGUGCAAGUGUUGCCAUUCAUUGUGAUUUAGGAGAGAAAAGUAUAGGAACUGGGAAACUAAAUACUCAACAGUCCUAAUCUUGCAAUUACCUGGUUCUUUUGCUGUGCAUGAAAAUUAAAUUCUAACAUCUGUGAAACGUGUGAAAUAUAUAAGCCAAAUUUAAAUGACUGUAGACACGAACUGUGUAACUUCCAUGGGCCAUUUCUUUCCUGUGCACAUACAUGUGUGUUCUUUUUCAGUCCCUUUCUUUCCAUUUCCGGGUUCUCUGUGCACCGAUGUGGCAUUGAUUCUGUGGCCUUGUGCAGUCAGCUUAUGCUCAGCCCAUUGAUUCCACCACAUCCCUGAUCAAGGGGACGUUAAUUACCUGUCUUUGUGAAUUAAGCAGUUUAUGAGCAGCAAGUUAUUGAGGACUGUAAAUAAAGUCAUAAAGAGCUCAAGGAAGUAAUAGCUGUGGUUUAAUCAUCUGCUUCAAAGGUGCCAAUUUUUAUAUACUACUAUAUGUAAUGAUUUGUUCUAAAUUGCUUGUUCCUAUUGAAAAAAAAAUUAAGGAUGUUUUAUGAAAAUGACCGUGGAGGUCUCCUGCUUAACCAAUAGACUUUAUAUUUAUAGUUAGAGGGCCCCUCCUUGAUAGAUUUGAAUGAGUAGCUGGAAUGCUUGGGUACAACUGACAUAACUAGUUUGUGUUAUUUCUGCAAGCCAAAAGGUGUAUUAGCAGUCAGAAUGCAGCACUUUACAGAACUGGAUUUUUCUAAAUGUCUACGUUUCCAGGUCUAGGAUAUUAUUUAGCACUUUGAGAGUUCCCCUUUUAAAAUUUAUAUAUAAGAAUAAUCAAAUGAGAAAAAUGUACUUAUAAGAACACAAAAUGUGUUUCUUCUGAAUGUUUCAAAUGUAUUCUAAAAUAUGGUUUCUAUAGAUAAUAUUAUGGUAGAUAACUGGAUAGUACUUUUUUUUUAACUUUCUAGUCUGUACAGUCUACCUGAAUGUUUGGGCUGUCUAAUUUCUUUAAAGAUGAUAAAUAUUAUCCAUUCAUCCAUCAUGCUCUAUCUGUAGGCUAUACCAUUCAUAUGUUGGGCAAUGCUGUACUACAAAACACAUGGAAACAUGUAUGUAACCCAUGUUUAACCCAGCAUAGUUGUAGCAUGUGGUUGUAUUAAUGAACGUUACAGGCCAGCUUUAUAAUCAUUUAUAACUCUGUAACAUUCAAUAAAGAGGCACAUGUUACAGUGAUUCAUCAUGUUCCCAAUUCCAUGUUAUUUAGCAUCUUUGUGAACUGGGCAUUUUUGUUCCUGAUCUGCUUGAUGCUUUUCAUGUUCCUGUAGAUCACUGUAAAAUAUGUGUGUAAGCUGAUAUAUCUCCUCUAAUGAGUCCUGCUGUGGUAGGCAAGUUGUGAUUUUGUGAAAGAUGAACUGGCAUGUUAUGCAAAAAGUCUUUUGCAAAAGUCUAUGACAAAUGAACUUAAAAUGAUAUUUUAAACUCCAGUUGAGUUAGCUGUUUGUUUACAUCUGCUAACCCCAUGCAGAAGCAGUGUACAGUAUUUUAUAAAUAUGUUCAUUUAGUAACACUAUGUUGUUUCUAGAUAAAGUGAUGCUAGUGUGUAGGUGGUUAUAUACUUGGCCUAGAUAUUGCAUUAUAACUCACUAUCCUUUAACAAUAACAAUGUGACUUAAAUGAAGUAAUCGCUCUCAAAAACCCAGUCUUAAUUUUGCGUCGACAAAAUGCAUGAACUGGUUUAUGCGUUUCUUUUGACUUUUCUAAGGCACUUAACAUUUUACUGUUGCCUGCUGUGACACUUAAGCCGGUUAGGAAUUUACUCAAAGGGUUGGGCUUCUUACUAUGGGGAUUAUGUUCAGUUUUUAAAAAUUAAAAACAAAAAAAAAGUAACCAAGGGAUUUUUAAAUCUUUUUUUUUUUGAAGUACUGAACAAAUAAUAUGAAAUAAAGUAUUAACUGCAGGUUGUAUAGCCAUGGGACCCAGAGAUGGCAAGCCAACGCCUCAUGGGUCUGUCGAGGUCUAGGUGUUGUGCAUCUGUGAUAUAUGCAAGACACAUUUCUGAUUCUUUAGAGCUGCUGGGUGCAAAUUGCCAAGCUAGAGAUGAGAGUGCAAAGUCCAUUUGUGAGAAUGCACAAGUGCGCAGAUCGCUGUGAAUGUGUGAUCCAAUGAUACAAGAGACCUCCCUCCUUGUCUUGUAGCUUCCUCACUUUGGGGGUGAGCCUAGGCUGGGGGCAGGUGGCGUGGGUUUGGGUGUCUGAUCAAGCACUGGGUGAUUCUAAAGAGUUUACUUUUUUAGAAAAUCACCGUUACUAGAAGCCAUUCAACAUCUGGAAAAGAGAGGAGCCAAUUUGCACAGUUUUGUAAAUGACUGCUCCUAAAAUGAGUAGAGAAAAACUUUUCUCUCAGCCUGCAUUGACCUAAGCGUUCUCCUUUUUACAAGUCGAAUAUUGUCUCUAAGAUUGGAGUCAACUAAAGGGAAAGGCUGGUUCCAAUUUAAGAAAAGCAAUUUUUUUCUUUAAUUCCUCUCAGAAGGUAGUUGUAUUACCUUUUCUCUGAUGAUUUCCUUGCACUCUUCACUGCUAAUGAAAGCAACAUGUGACCAUUUCUACGGGUCGUCGAAGAGAGGAUUUUGGUGACCAGGUAAUCCAGAUGGCGAUAAGAGUGAGGUGAAUUUUCCCUUCCUUACAUUACCUAGCCUACCGGCCUCCUUAAACCUACAGGCCCCUGUGUAUUUGCACAACGUUUGUGUGCUGGAAACUGAAAAGACAUGUGUAUGGCUACAAGUCCAUAGGCUUUGUAAAGAGCAUCAAUGUCAAUGAGGACCCAUGCCUUCCUCUGGAGGAGGCAAGUGGCUGAGACCUGUGGGACAAAGAGGGAAAUACAGCCUCGUGCUUGGACGUGCGGCUUUCUUCCUCCCCUCUGCUUGAUUCUCUUCUCUUAGUCCAAGACUGGCUGCUUUUUCACCAGACCAACAGACCCUUGCCCCCAUUGCCUUUAGACCUUGUUGGCCCUGGCUCAGUAAGCUGAAACAGCAGCCACUUGGAAAAAGCCAAACAUUUUGACUUUGUCCCAGGCCUGAUCUUCCCACUGACUUAGCCUCCUCCUGCCUCCACCCCAUGCUCCUAAUACAGCUGGUGUUCUCAUCCACCCCAUCCAAUGUUUGUCUCUCUAAGUCUCAAGAGCCCUACACAUCUUCACUGCAGCUUCCCACACAUCUUUAAAACCAGCCAUCUGCACCUAGAUUGAGAGGCUGCAAAUUCAAAUACAUGGAGGGGCCAGAUCCAUAACACACAAAUGUGUGAAUGGGACUGGUGAAAGUCAGCAGAAGAAGCAGGGUUUGUAGAUAAGCCGUGAGAGAAUACACAUCGCACCACAAAGACAUUCAAAUUCAGCUUCCCAAACAGUGUGCUAGCCAAACAAACAUGUCUGCCAGCAGCAUUCAGUCCCAAAGGCAAUAGUUUGGGACCUCUGAUUUAGAGCCAACAGGAUCAGAUUCUUGAUUGUGACUUGGUGAGUGUACACACAAAAUACACUGAGAACUGAAAGGGGGGAAAAAGAAACUUGCCUUAUUCAGAGUUACUCUUGUUCUGAAUGAUACCUGCAUGUAUAUUUGUUAGCCACAUAAAUCUGAACUUGAACACAGAAUCUUUGUGAGAGAGAUUCAGAAGAAGAGUACAACAGAUGGGAUGAAGACUUGCCUGCUUCCUAUCACACCGCAUCUGACCUGAGUUUAUAUUGCUGCUACUGCUGUGCAAAACCAGUACAUGCAACAUACUGUACUCACAGCCAUUUCAUCAUAUAGGACCUAGACUCUCAUUUGUAAACGUUCUAACCCUAGUUUAUAAUGGGGGAAAUUAUUCAGAUAUCAUUUUUAAAUGAAUUCCUACAAAUACAAUGGUUUUGAAAUUGGGUUUGCUAAGUAUAUAUACAUCUUUUCCUUCUUUGUGUAUGGAUAGACCAUGGUUUGCAUAUCUAUCGACACUAUAAAUAUAUAUAAAUCCUUAGAAGAAUUGUUUUUUUAAAGGUAUCAUUGGAUUCACAAUGCACUUUGAGCUUGAUUGUUUAGAUAUAUAAUUCAAAGCAGAAGUUGGCAGAUACCACAGGAAAAACUUUCUGAAAUUUCUGUAACAAAUGUUUUGCAAUAAAAAAAAAAAACCUCAGUAGUUUAAAACA